AUGGUGGAAGGAGAACCAUCAAGCAGCCGGUAUAUUGCCACGCAUGCCAAAGUUGAAGACAGUGCUAACAGAUUAAAAAUUAAAAAUUCAACAACGUAUUGCAGAAUAGAAGGGAUAACAGAGCAGGGGGCUGUAGGGAAGCAUGUUGGUGAAGAUGUGGGAAAUCAAAACACUGCAUUUGAAGGUAUUGAUGAUAUAGAUGUAGGUAGCAUGGAGUUUGAAAGUACUGAAGAGGCAGAAUCAUUCUAUAUGAUGUACGCAAGAGCAAUCGAUUUUGGGGUGCGAAAAAGCUCUGAAAGUGUGAGUUUCAUGAGGUCUCAUAGAAAGGUUGGGAAGUCGGACCUACAGGAGGCAGUAGUUAUGCAACAAGCAGGCAUAAGAACAAGUCACAUUAUGAGACUACUAGCUGUACAGGCUAGAGGAUACCACAACUUGGGAUUCCAUGUAACUGUUAUGUACAAUGCGCUAAAUCGGCAGAGACAGCUAGCAGUUGGUCAUGGGGACAGCGAUUCGGCAAUUGCAUUCUUGUCAGUGUUCGACAGCACGUAUAAUACGAACCAGUACAAAUUUUCAUUGGUUGUGCUGUGUGGGGUUAACAAUUACUACUCCAUAUGUAUUUUUGUCUGUGCUUUGAUCGUUCGUGAAGGAGAUGAGAGAUACGAUUGGGUUAUAAGUACAUUCUUAGAAACAAUGCAUGGGAGGAAACCGCUAACAGUUGUGACUGAUGGGGACAAGUCAAUGCGAAAGUGCAUUAAAAAUUUAAUACUGACAGCUAAGCAUAGACUUUGCAGCUUCCAUUUGGAAAUGAAUACAGCCACAAAUGUAAGGGAGAAAGAGUUUCUGGAGGCAUUCAAGACCUGCAUGUUUAUGAAUUGUACAGUAGACAAGUUUGAAACGAUGUGGGCAGAGGUCGUGAGACGUUUUGGGAUUGAAGAUAACGAAUGGGUUAACAAGAUGUACCGGAAGAGGGAGAUGUGGGCUAUGGCUUUUCUCAGAGGCAACUUUUUUGGCGGAGUGCGGAGUACUCAACGGUGUGAGAAAAAACAUCAAGUUUUAAAAUUACAUCUCACCCCGAAAUUGAAGUUUUUUGAGUACCUUCAAACAUAUGACUUGGUCGUGGCCCGUUUGCAACAUGAGGAGAGGCGUCAAAGGGCUGUGACAGAGUACAGUACCCUUGUGCUAGCGACACAUUUACAUGCGGUGAAAAAACAUGUUGGUGAAGUAUUUACGAGGUCCACAUUUGUUGUGGUACGGAAGGAAAUGAAGAAGCAGAGGCUAUUUUGUAGGAUUAAUGACACAAAUGAUGGAAUCACCGUUGUCCACUUCAUGAAGCAUCUGUACAAUUACUCGUAUUAUACUGUGGCCUAUAACAAGUCCACGGGACAUAUGAAAUGCUCCUGCCUGAAAAUAGAAACACAUGGACUGCCCUGUUGUCAUAUGUUUCGUACAAUGCUAUUUGAGAAACUGAAAAGGAUCUCUCCAAACUGCAUCAUGAAGAGGUGGACUUGGCAGGCAAAGGAAGGGGUAAUAAGUAAUGAGGCGGCCCAAACAACCAGCACGCACUUUACAGAGAUGUCCAGAUAUUCUACACUAGUUUCGGCCGCUAAUGAUGUAUGUAGGCAUGCAUGCAAGACGGCCAACGGAUUCACAAAUGCAUUGGAACUGUUCCAGAACGAGUCAGUUCGAGCUAAAGAGCUGCAAUUGAAGCGGCACAGAGGUAAGGGUUGUGCAGCUGUCCAGGGGAGCAAUGAAACUGUGGGUGAAAGGAAUUGGGUUAAGGACCCCGAAAUGAUUGCAUCACGAGGCCUGCGUCGAGGGAAACCGAGGCAGGCAACAAUAUCAGGAAGAGAAAGUGGGCCAAACACGUCAUCAAAGCGCAGAGCCACAGACAACGAUGUUCAUCAUGCGAAUAGUAGUUGCACUGCUCAAUCACAACAAAGCAAUACGGGGACGACAUCCGAUGGCCGAAUCAGUGUGCCUAAAAAACAAGGGCAACAGGGACCAAUAGAGCCCGUUGUUAGGCGUCAGGACAUGGAUGUGGCAGGAGCAAGUGGCGUAGGGCAAAGGAAAAAAAAGGAAUGGGGUGGACCGGACAGUGUGGAUGGUUUUUUCGGAUACAUACUGAAUUCACCACGCCCUUCCUCGUAUCAGGUUGAUCAACCACCAGCUGUACUUGCUGAUACCUUUGUAGCAGCAUCAACCGACAUUGCUGAUUGA
Messenger RNA from Coffea arabica (coffee), 2217 nucleotides. The record is from RefSeq and is a predicted model, not a curated record. Lineage: Eukaryota; Viridiplantae; Streptophyta; Magnoliopsida; Gentianales; Rubiaceae.